UCAGCCCUGGCCUCCAUCACCCCCGGACCCACAGCACAGCCUAGGGCCAUGCUCCUGUUCUCAGUGCUGCUGCUCCUGUCCCUGGUCACAGAAGCUCAGCUUGGUCCACAGACUCCUCUCCCAGAGGCUGGAGUGUCUCUCCUAGGCGGGGCUAGGAAGGGCUACCGCCCUCCUUUGCCCACUCAUUCCCUGGGUCCCGUCAGUGAAUGUGGCGACAGAUCCAUUUUCGAGGGAAGAACUCGGUAUUCCAGAAUCACAGCGGGGGUGGAGGCGCAGGUGGGAGAAUUUCCGUGGCAGGUGAGCAUUCAGGCAAGAAACGAACCUUUCUGUGGCGGCUCCAUCCUCAACAAGUGGUGGAUUCUCACUGCGGCUCACUGCUUACAUUCCGAGGAGGUGCUUCCAGAAGAACUGAAUGUCGUGCUGGGGACCAACGACUUAACUAGCUCAUCCAUGGAGAUAAAGGAGGUCGCCAGCAUCAUCAUUCACAAGGACUUUAACAGAGCCAACAUGGACAAUGACAUCGCCCUGCUGCUGCUGGCCUCACCCAUCAGGCUUGAUGACCUGAAAGUGCCCAUCUGUGUCCCCACGCAGCCCGGCCCCACCACGUGGAGCGAAUGCUGGGUGGCAGGUUGGGGCCAGACGGAUGCUGCUGACAAAAACUCUAUGAAAAUGGAUCUGAUGAAAGCGCCAAUGGUCAUCAUGGACUGGGAGGAAUGUUCAAAGGUGUUUCCAAAACUUACCAAAAAUAUGCUGUGUGCCGGAUACAAGAACGAGAGCUAUGAUGCCUGCCAGGGUGACAGUGGGGGGCCUCUGGUCUGCACCCCAGAGCCUGGUGAGAAGUGGUACCAGGUAGGCAUCAUCAGCUGGGGAAGGAGCUGUGGAGAGAAGAACACCCCAGGGAUAUACACCUCAUUGGCGAACUACAACCUGUGGAUCGAGAAGGUGACCCAGCUGGAGGGCAGGCCCUUCAAAGUACUGAACAUGAGAACCUCUGUCAAACAGAAACCUAUAGGCUCCCGAGUCUCAGUAGUCCCAGAGCCAGGCUGCCCCAGAUCCUGGCUCCUGCUCUGUUCCCUGUCCCAUGUGUUGUUCAGAGCUAUUUUAUACUGAUAAUAAAAUAGAGGCUAUUCUUUUAA
Molecule: messenger RNA, 1136 nt
Organism: Saimiri boliviensis boliviensis (Bolivian squirrel monkey)
Lineage: Eukaryota; Metazoa; Chordata; Mammalia; Primates; Cebidae
Gene: PRSS55
Product: serine protease 55
Biological process (GO): proteolysis
Molecular function (GO): serine-type endopeptidase activity
Source: RefSeq, a predicted model, not a curated record